This is a messenger RNA of Coregonus sp. 'balchen', 1610 nucleotides long. The record is from the annotation of a GenBank genome assembly. NCBI's taxonomy places the organism in Eukaryota, Metazoa, Chordata, Actinopteri, Salmoniformes, Salmonidae.
GCGGGCUGGUCAGGUGCAGGGGCGUCAAAACAUCAGCUUUACACGACACAGGGUCACAUUAUUUCACAGACAAACAGACGCGCCCUCCACUAUAUGACAACGACACAACAUCCACAGGUUCCAAACCAACAGCAGACCUUGAGCAAGGCACAUCGCAGAAGAGACAGAAGCAAAGGAGAUAUAAUAUUGAUUAUAUUGUACUUUUGGAGCUGCAUUCAGUAAUUGGACCUACACCAACUAUUUUAUCAGUUGAAUUUGAUCUCUUUUGGCCAGACCACAUGAACAUGAUUGGGAAAACUAUUUUGCUAAUCUGUCUGGCUGUCUUAUUUUCUGCAGGUAAAUACAUUUGUACAUAUUUCAUAAUUCCUUUCAAUAUAGGAACUGUAGUUUGUCCAAAAAUUACAAAGGUCGUACUGUCUAUUGUGCUGUUCAUUAGUAGUUAUUAAGUGAUUAUGAUAGUAAAGAAUAAAGAACAAUAUGCUCAAUUCUCCUUAUGUGUCACAUUAGCAGAUGCAGAGGACCGAUCCAGACUCUACAGGAGGGUGAGGCUUCCAUUCAAAUGUUAUCAUUACAGUUCCCUAUACUAAUUUGGCUACUACAAAUUAAUUCAUGUGAAUUUAAAUGUGUGAAUAUAGAACACCAACCAGGGUUGGAGUCAAAAAAUGAUAUAAACUUGAAAUGUUAUUUAAUUAUUUUAUCAGCCUUCCUGUGGGGAUAUGAGCCUAACCCAGGCGUGCCCGCUCAACUACUCCCCAGUGUGUGGCAAUAAUGGAAACACUUACCCCAACGAGUGCUCUCUGUGUGUUCACCGGCUGUGAGUCUAACAUAUAUCAGUUUAAUUAUACAGAAAUGUUUCCUCUCUAAAUUUAAAAUACAACGAUAUACAAAUAAUACAACAAAAAAUCGUAUAUAGUAGUACAAACAAUACAACUGAAAAAAUGAUGUGUGUGCGCGUGUGUUUGUGUGUGUCCUCACAGUCCCCUGCCGUUCCAUGCUGUUUGCUUGAGUAAUAGGAGAUGGAAAGGAGUUCCAUGCGAUCAUGGCUCUGUAUAAUACUGUGCGUUGCCAUGAAUUCAGUUUGGACUUGGGGACUGUGAAGAGACCCCUGGUGACAUCUCUGUACAAAGAGAUCUGGCGACGAGGCUAGUGUUUUCGUGCCCUGCCUAUGACAAAAAGUAUAUGUAAAACACAGAAUUAGCCCAAAAUUAGUUCACUGGAAUAGACCAAAGUCUUAAAAUAUUCUGCAAAGUAUGCUUUCUUAAAUAAUUCUGUCUCUCUCUCUCUCUCUCUCUCCAGGGAAACCAAUGCAGACAUCUUGAUAGUGAAAGAUGGAAGUUGCUGAAGAGAAGGCCUACUGAUUAUUCUGCCGUGGAAGUGAUAAUAUUAUCACAUGUAUCUUUGAUUCUUUCUGUGAUUGUUAGAAUUGGUUGUAGAAGUUGUUUUUUAUGGAACACCCAUGCAUGCGCAUACACUCACACACUCACUCACACACACUUUAUAUAAUCAUAUUGAUUUGUAUUACAUUGUAACACUAUCUUUGUAAAAAAUAAAUAGAUUUUUCAGUCCCAGCUCCUGUAGAAUCCUUUAUCAUUAAAUGUCCAGAUGCUCCU